AUGUCGAACUUCAUGGACCAGAACUUCGCAUCCGACGAGGAGGAGGAUGACUUCAACCCUGUCAACCAGGAUGAUUCUGAUGCCGAGGAAGUCGAUUCCAAGCCGGCGAAGAGGGAAACAUCAGCCGACGCCGCUCCCGAUGCGAAGUACGGACACGAUGCGCACGAGGAAGAGGAUACCAAGGAUGUCGAAGAGGAUGAAGAAAAUGACGAAGAGGAAGAAGACGAGGAGGAAGAUGAUGAGGACGACGAGGAUGAAGUGAGAAAUCCCCGGAAAAAGCAGAAGCGUGUCGUCAACCCUUUCAUUGAAGAUGAAGCCGGCGUCGACGAUGAAGAGGACGAGGGCGAUGACGAAGAGGACGAACUCGCCGAGUAUGGCAUGGAGACACACCCGGACGAUCUCGAUGCGUUACCCCAAGGCACGGAAACAGACGACCGACGCCAUAGGCAGCUCGAUCGCCAACGUGAGAUCGACGCAAGCAUGGACGCAGAGAAGCAGGCCCAGAUGCUCAAGGAACGAUAUGGACGAAACCGCGCUGCUGCCUCCGACUCUCUCGUUAUCCCUAAACGACUUUUGCUUCCUAGUGUUGAAGAUCCUAGCAUCUGGGGUGGUCGUUGCAAACCCGGAAAGGAGAAGGAAGUUGUAUACUCCAUUCAACAGAGAAUCGAACAACGCCCAGCAAACUCCCGCAACCCCAUGCGCAUUAUCUCGGCUUUCGAGCGCGGAAACAUCAUGCAGGGUUGGUUCUACUGCGAGGCCCGCAGACAGGCCGAUGUUAUUGAGGGCUUGGAUGCAAUCAACUUCUACUAUCCCUCCCAGAAGCUUACUCUGGUCCCGGUGAAGGAGAUGCCAGACCUUCUCCGUGUCCAGAAAUCCGAAGAACUUCUACCUGGUGGUUGGAUCCGCAUCAAGCGUGGUAAAUACCAAGGAGACUUGGCUCAGAUUGAAGAGGUUGAAACAAACGGUUUGAACGUUACCGUCCGGUUAGUUCCUCGUCUGGACUACGGAAUGAAUGAUGAUGCUCUCGGUGCUCCCGCUGAUGCUAAGCGAAAGCGCGGUGCCGCAAGCACUGUUCGUCCGCCUCAGCGUCUGUUCAGCGAAACAGAAGCCAAGAAGAAGCACGCAAAGUAUCUUUCGUCUACUUCUGGUCUCGGUGGCAAGUCAUGGAACUAUCUCAACGACAACUAUGUGGAUGGUUUCCUCAUUAAGGAUAUGCGCGUGCAGCAUCUGAGCGCGAAGAACGUCAACCCUAGAUUGGAGGAAGUUACCAUGUUUGCACGUGGAGGAGAGGAUGGAACUGCCAACCUGGAUUUAGCAUCCCUCGCAGAGACUCUGAAGAACUCCACAGCCGAGGACUCAUACCAGCCCGGCGACCCUGUGGAGGUCUACCGGGGUGAACAGCAGGGCCUGAUUGGUCGCACAGUGUCGACCCGAGGUGACAUUGUCUCAUUGCAAGUCACCGAGGGUGAUUUGGCCGGUCAGACUAUCGAUGCCCCUGUCCGAACUCUCCGCAAGCGCUUCCGGGAGGGUGACCAUGUCAAGGUCAUUGGUGGAAGCCGGUACCAGAACGAACUUGGUAUGGUCGUUCAGGUCAAGGAUGACACUGUCACUUUGCUCAGCGAUAUGAGUAUGCAAGAAAUUACCAUCUUCAGUAAGGAUCUGCGCCUCUCAGCCGAGAUGGCUGCCGAUGGCCAGCUUGGUAUUUACGACGUGCAUGACCUCGUCCAGCUUGAUGCUGCGACUGUGGCUUGCGUGAUCAAGGUUGACCGAGAGUCCCUUCGGGUUAUUGACCAGAACGGUUCCAUUCGGAAUAUCCUUCCCACACAGAUCGCCAACAAGAUCGUUCCUCGUCGUGACGCUGUCGCCACUGAUCGCAAUGGUGCGGAGAUCCGCGCUGCCGAUACCGUGCGGGAAGUUUACGGCGAGCAGCGAAGUGGUGUCAUCCGCCACAUCCACCGUUCAUUCCUUUUCCUGCACAACAAGGCGCAAGCCGAGAACGCAGGUAUCUCUGUGGUUCGAACAACUAACGUUGUUACCGUGUCAGCACGUGGUGGCCGGGCCACUGGUCCUGACCUGACGAAGAUGAACCCUGCAUUGGCGAUGCAAACACCCGGCGGCGGUGGUGCUGCCAUGCCCCCUCCACGCCGUGGCCGUGACCAGCUGAUUGGCAAGACUGUCACUAUCCGCAAGGGUCGUUUCAAGGGCCUAGUCGGUAUUGUCCGUGAUGCAGACGACAACUCCGCUCAAGUCGAGCUUUACACAUCUAACAAGCCUGUUCACAUCCCGCGAGAGCUGCUAACACCCAAAGAUCCUGUCUCCAAACAACCCCUCUCUAUGGGCCGUGGACGAGGCGGAGGUAUGGGAGCUCGCACUCCAUUUGGCUCUGGUGGUCCCCCCCGAGACAGCUGGUCUGGUGGUCGAACCCCGAUGGCUGGUGGCGACUCUUCUAGAACACCCGCAUGGGGCGGUGCCAACUCAUCGAGAACACCUGCAUGGGGCGGCGGCAGCGGCUCCCGCACACCAGCGUGGAAGAACGACGGCUCCCGCACAUCAAACCCCUACGCUGAUGGCAGCCGAACUGCCUAUGGCGGAAUCGGCAACCGCACACCCGCAUGGAACUCCGGAUCCAAGACUCCCUACGACUCUGGUUCCGGCUUCGACGCCUUUGCCUCCGGAUCCCGCACUCCCGCCUGGGGAGGCGCAGUCCCCAACACAAACACCGGCAACCGCACCCCAGCCUGGGGUGGACUCUCCAACAGCCGAGACCAGCGCGACUUCGAUGAUGCCCCCACACCCGGCGGUGGCUACUCUGCUCCUACUCCUGGUGCAUAUGAAGCGCCGACCCCUGGUGCCCCAACGCCUGGUGAUUGGCCUGACAGUGCUCCCACCCCUGGUGGAGCUUUCAGUGCACCAACUCCUGGUGCACAUGCGGCUUAUGAUGCCCCUACUCCGGCUAUGGGUGGCUCGGCUGCUACGCCUGGUGCUUAUGGUGGUAAUGACGGUGGUCCACGGUAUGACGAUAGCCCCAGUCCGUGA
Penicillium salamii is the source of this 3036-nucleotide messenger RNA. The record is from the annotation of a GenBank genome assembly. Lineage: Eukaryota; Fungi; Ascomycota; Eurotiomycetes; Eurotiales; Aspergillaceae.